Molecule: messenger RNA, 3618 nt
Organism: Lacerta agilis (Sand lizard)
Lineage: Eukaryota; Metazoa; Chordata; Lepidosauria; Squamata; Lacertidae
Gene: TTLL10
Product: tubulin tyrosine ligase like 10
Exons: 16
Coding region: 299-3532 (1077 amino acids)
Biological process (GO): protein modification process
Source: RefSeq, a predicted model, not a curated record
AGAAGUAUCAGGUUUUGUCUGCUUUGAGAUGGAAGGUGAGGGGGGUUGGGAUGGCUGAAACCUCGCAAAUCCAAACGUUCACCUUACAACUGGCCAAACCAGUUGGGGCAGGUAGCAGCAAAGUUGCAAGGCGUUCAAUAGGAGGCAGCCAAUGGGGGGAAACGUUAGUCUCUCGUGCCCUGAUCUUGACAAAGGAGGCAGAUUUGGGAUCGGUGGUGAUGACUGAAUCACGGCAGUUAGGCGAGGGGGGUGGAAAGCACUUGGUUGACCAGGAGCUGAAGAGCGAUCCAAGCAGCCCAUGGAGGAACUCAGGAGGGUCGCUCAGAAGAAAGCGCCUGUACCCAGAAAUCUGCAUCCGGAUGACCAGUGGAAACUCCGGAUGAAGUUCCUCGAGCAGGCGAAGAGUUACAUCGGCGUGCCUUACGCACAGAAAUACCAUCAAGCUGGAACUCCAGAAUACAACUCUCCGCUCUUCCUGGACUGCUGCGGGUUCAUCCGGAGAGUAAUGUGGGACCUGACAGAAGAGUUUGGCUUCUGCAUGGGCUUAGGAAACCAAGCUUAUCAGUAUGACACUCUUCCUAUUACAUUACCCAGCGAGGAAUAUCUGAAACCAGGAGAUCUCAUCUUCAUUUCAGGAACUUACUUUGACACACAACGAAAAAGGCAGCCCCACGACAUUGUCCAUGUGGAAAUCUGGUUGGGGUAUGGAGAGCGCAGCCUAGGGGCCAGGUGGAAACGGGGCAAAUCACAAGUCUUUGAUUCCUUCAAGUUUGUCUCCAGCACCUAUGGGGACAUGGAGUACCACUUCAAAUCCAUCGAGACGUGGCUCCAAGGCAUCUGUGUCAGCCACUGCCCAGAGCACAGAUGGGCGUCAGCCAUGGAGCUCCCCAGCAAGCGAUCAAUCUUCAGUCUUCCAAGUGAGCAAGGCGAGGAUGUGGGCGCUGAGGAAAGCAGGCCGCAGCCUCCGCUGAGGUCAGAAGAGAUGGCGCUCAGACUGCAGCCCAUUGCGGAGACAGUCAGCAACUUUGAACUGAGCAGCAGUGAGCAAGCAGAGGGCUUGGGCCUCCAGGGUCCCUCCGGAAUGAAUUCAGGGGACCUUGAGACAAACCCAGUUAAAGGAGACCGGGUUAAAGGGACUGGCCAAGCCCAGAGACAGUCUCCGGAAAGGACCCCGCUGGAGGCUGCAGGCCCAAGGGCGGGAGGCAGCGAGGUUUCGCUGGAGGGGAGCCCGGCCCAGGAGGAAGGAGGGUGUGAGGAGGGUCCUGCUUAUGGCCAGGAAGCCGGCACAGAGGCGAGGCCGCCUGGGCCCACUCAGCACUCCGUCGGAAACCCACUCCCAAUGUCCCACUCGAGCUUGAAGGUAAACUCCAAGGGGGCCUUAGCGGGCGGCGCUGGCAAGCGGAGGAAGAAGCGCAGAGGACGAGGAGAUUCCAAGUGUGUCGCAAGUACAAGGGAGAAAUUCAUGAGCAUGUUUGAAAGCCAAACUGAGAAAGACUUGCAGCCAGAGAAGCAAAGCAGCAAUUCCAACUUAGCUGAAGGGGAGCCGGCAAACGAAACCAAACCCAAAGGGCAGAAAAGCGUUCCCAAAGCAUCGCCCCGAAUGAAUCACCCAGAAGAGAAGAAGCCAGAGGAGCCCCCUAACCUGGGGCCUUUUUAUUAUAUUGGAGGAGCAAACGGAAUCGAUAUACUGAACACCUUCUGCAAGAACAAAGGCUGGCAGCGUAUCUACGACAACCGGAGGGAUGAUUACAUCCUGAAGUGGUGUGAGAUUAAGUGCCGGGACACCUAUUUCAACUUCAGAGAAGGAGAGCAACUUCUUUACCAGAUCUCUAACAACAAGAUCCUCACCACCAAGAUCGGCCUUUUGAUGAACUUGAGGGAGUAUGAACGGGUCAUGAAGAAGAUCAGCAGGACCACAAAGGUUUUGAGAAUGGAGGAGUUUUUCCCCGAGACUUUCCGGCUGGAUACCAAGGACGAGAGAGAGAUAUUCUUUGAUAUAUAUGAAGAGCCUCAGAUCUGGAUCUGCAAGCCCACCAGCUCGAACCAAGGCCGAGGGAUCUUCCUCCUCAAAAACCAAUCCGAGGUCAACAACUUGCAAGCCAAGCUCCUCAGCAUCGAGGAAGAUCCUAUGUACAAGAAACUGCCCUACAAAAUCCCCCCGGCGAGGAUCGUUCAAAGGUAUAUUGAUAAGCCGCUGCUCUUAGAUGGGAAGAAGUUUGAUGUUCGCUCGUAUCUCCUCAUCGCCUGUACAUGUCCCUACAUGCUGUUCUUUGGCCAUGGCUACGUCCGCCUCACAUGCCUCAACUACGACCCGAAGUCGGAAGACCUCACUUCUCAUCUGACCAAUCAGUACGUUCAGAAGAAGAGUCCGAUGUACAGCCACGUCAAGGAGGAGACCGUGUGGCGCAUGGAGCGCUUCAACAACUACGUCAACGAGAGGUUCAGGCACAUCAAAGGGCUCCCCAAGGACUGGGUCUUCAAUGGGUUUACUAAGAGGAUGAAAGAGAUCAUGUUGCAAUGUUUCCUGGCGGUCAAGUCCAAGCUGGAGUGCAAGAUGGGCUACUUUGAUCUCAUUGGCUGCGACUUCUUAAUCGACGAAGACUUCAAGGUCUGGCUCCUGGAGAUGAACGCCAACCCUGCUUUGCACACCAACUGCAGUGCCUUGAAAAGCGUCAUUCCCACGGUGGUGAACGAGACUCUGGAUCUGGCCAUCGAGAUUUUCACCAAGAGCCAGAAGAUCCAGAACAUAUUGCCCUUGGAGUCACUCUGCCACUUUGCCCUGCUGUACAGUGGGGUGGGCACAGACAGCAGCCAGUCGCGGUCCACCAAGAGCAGGACGUCUCUCCGCUCUCUCAGAAGCCACCGGUCCCUCGCCGAGAAUAGCAGCUUCUGCAACAACACUUACAACUUGAGCCCCGGGCGCCCGGCGGAGAAGCAGCCAGUCAAAUCUCCGGAGAAGCCAGCCAAGGGCGAGGCGCCAGCCCACUCUGAAGGGGUCACCAUUGUGCCCAGCAGGGGUGUCCCCAGGAACACUUUGCCCAUGCCCCAGAUCCAGAUCUCCAUCGUGCCCAACCUCGCCUUCUGCCCGUCCGUCAAAAACAUCCUCCGGGGCAACCAGGUCUGCAGCAGCGGCAACCAGUAUAUCAUCAAGCAUGUCCCACCGGUCUCGGAGAGGCACCCGGAGGCCGAGGGCGACGACGAGAGGUCCAGAGCCUCUGGCCUUGCUGUUGCCGGAGCUCCCUCCAAGGACCGGUCCUAUGCGGCAUGGUUCCAGCAAACGUUUGGGUCCAAGUUCCUGACGGCCAGUGGCAACGGGGCAGGCAGCCCCUUGACCAGCUCACAGAUGGUCUCCCUCCAUCUCCAGUCCAGCCUACCGCCAAAUAUCCCGGCCUCCCAGGAGCAAGCCAAGCCACUGCGCCAGCUCAUGAAUUACUCCAAGCUGCCCGGGGAGAGUGGCAAGGCCUCGGCAGCGGGCCAGAGCUGCGGCGAAUCCCUCCCUGAAGAGAAGAAGCUCUCUCACCGGGGCUCCUAAAAGCGAGAUCGCUUGUGUAUUUCCAAAGCCCUCCUUCUUUUUCCUAUAAAGGACGACGAGAAAAAAUAAAAACCAAAGCAACCCCA